CGCUUAUUUAUGUCUCAUUAAUUAACCAGUAUCAUAGUUUUGGUUGUUAAGAUAUCAAAGUUGUUUGGUUAAUUAUGUUUCAUUGCACUACCAAAAGAUUGUGUUUGUAACAAACUGAAUUGAUUCACAAUGAAUAACCAAACAAAUUUGACCCGGUCUGAAUUAAAAUCACGAGAAAGGUCUUAAGGUUUCUUCUUCCAUGGUCGUCCAAACUCAAAUACAUGUACAAUCAGCAGAAGAUGAGGCCCAACAUUGUCACCGAGGUGAAAUCUGCUCAACUAUUCUCCUUGAUCUUCAUCAGAAAUUGUUGAUAUUUUUACUUCUUUGAUUAUUACCAAGAAACUGCUAGGAAACUGAUAGUUAAAAUCUACACGAGUGGUUGUUUGUUCGAUUGAAUUAACUAGGUUGCAGUUUGAUUCAGCACAGCUUUGUGGCAAAUCAUUUCUUGUAGUAGGAAGAUUCUCAUCAUGAUAUAUGGGUUAAUUUAUAGCAGUUUGUAAUUUGAUUCCUGAAGUUACGUUGUUUCUAUGUCUAGCUACAGUUUGUUCAAGUCAACAUAUAUAGACCGGAUACAACACUUUCUAUGAAGUAUGCUUCUUAACUUAUGGAUGGACACAUCUCAUUUGUCAUGGAGACGUGUCUUGUUCCUAACGUGAACAACUGGUAAAGCUUACUCUCAAGUAUUCAAUGUAUCUAUAAAUCUUUUACGCUAAAAAAAAAGAAACUUCAUCAUGUUUUUUCCACAUACGAUUUUCUUAGUUUAUUAUCAUGGUUUAACGUGAUGGCAUUGUAUUACCUCACAUGAGCUACCAAUAGUGACUCUUGCUUAGUUUAUGUUCCCUAAGCAAUAAUUAACUUCUUCUUGGGAACCAGCGAUGAUGAUUAAAAUGUUUUGCACUCCUGUUCUUCUUCAAAGUUUUAAAAGAUGAACUAGGAUGUUGUCUUGCAACAGCUCUUCAGUGUCUUCUCUCCUUUCUAUCUACACGACUUUGGAGGGUAAUAUCAUAUCUUCAAGUAUCUUGGAUUACAAAUUUUGUUUGAUUUCUAGGUAUUUUCAUUCUGUUCUAAUGGUUUCAUUCUUGUCCUACUCCUCUAGUUUCAACUGUGAGGAAUCUUCAUGGCAAAUCAAGGUGAUAAGUUCACUUGGGUGAUAAAGAGUCUCUCCUCCUGGCCAUCUCUUAUCUUUAACCCAUUUGUGAAUGGUGUCUGCAAACUAUACUCAGAUGCAUCAGAAAAAAUUGAAAAGGAAAGCAUGGAUGUCAGUGGCUUUCAAGUUCUGCCUUCACAGGUAGAAUCUGUGAGACUUAUCUUCAAAAGACAUCCAGACAUUGCGGUAGAGUUCCGUGCAAAGAACCAGCAUCUGAGGAAAGCAUGCAUGGGUUUCCUGCUCAGCUUAAUUGAGACUUUAUGCCAAUCACUCGAGGAGCUCUCCAAUGAAGAUCUUGUGGAGGCAGACGUGGCACUGACAUACCUGAAAGACGCUGGUUUUAAGGUGGAUUGGUUGGAGAAAAAGCUGGACAUAGUUAAAGACAAGAAGGAGAAAGAGCAGUCCAGUUUGGCUCGGCUACAAGAAAUGGAGGAUAGUUUACUGAAACUGAAGCAACAAUGUUCAGACAUGGAUGCCCUAGUGGAGAAGGAAGAGGAAGAGUUGUCGGACACAAGAACUCCUAUGUCAUUCGAUGAUGUUGUUUGAUGACUUGUGUUCUGUUGUCUUAUUUUCUUCCUUGGUUUCAAAACAGGAUGUUCUCUAGUUAGGUAAUUAAACUUGGUGUCAUUUUGUGAAAAUGUCCUUUGCCGUUAUGGUCUAUUACUAAAUUUGUUGCAUCUCUGUGUUUCUUGACAAGGAAGUAACUCAAUUUGUGCUUGAAACACUAAUCUUGGUUUGAAAUGAAAAUCUCUAUAUGUGGAUGAUAGAUUGUCAGUCA
Brassica rapa (field mustard) is the source of this 1925-nucleotide messenger RNA. RefSeq names its product MATH domain and coiled-coil domain-containing protein At3g58430. The record is from RefSeq and is a predicted model, not a curated record. NCBI's taxonomy places the organism in Eukaryota, Viridiplantae, Streptophyta, Magnoliopsida, Brassicales, Brassicaceae.